AUGAUUCUUGGUGUUUUGGCCGCCGAGUCGUUCCCGUUUACCCGGAUUACUGUGCACGCCCCCUCACCAAACCUUCCUUUAACGCUCUUCUCUUCCCUCCGCCCCCGCCAUCUUCCCUCCCUUCCCUCCGUCCGCUCCCCAUCCGCACCCCCCCUCUCCCCGCCCACCCUUUUUCUCUCCCACAACCUCUCUUUCUCCCACCCAUCCUCUGUUUUCCCGCCCACCCCACUAACACUUCCCCCCCCCCCGCGCAAGUCGGUCGGCAAGGACAAGCGCGCUCUGAAGCUGGCAAAGCGGAAGCUGGGCACCCACCGCCGCGCCAAGGUGAAGCGCGAGGAGAUGCAGACUGCUCUGCGCAAGAUGAGGUCCGCCACCAAUGGACCAAAGAGGAGAGUGGGUCUUUUGAAACGCCUCAGCGAACCCCCCUUCCGCCCAUUGUCGUCCCCCAUUGCCCUGCACAAUCGCACACGCACACCCCCCUCCCCACCCCAUCAGCCGUAUGAAACCAAGGAUGUGAUUCAGUGGACCAAAGAGAAAAGGGACUUGCACAAUCUACCCUCCUUCCCCCCUUCCUCACUCCCCCACUCCUCUUCACUUUCCGUUCCCAUGCCCUUCCCCCCUUCAGCGUAUGAAACCAAGGAUGUGAUUCAGUGGACCAAAGAGAAGAGGGAUUCAUAUGAAACGCCUCAGCGAACGCCCCUUCCCCCCAUAUUUUCCCAUUGCCCUGCACAACCGCACACUUCCCUCCCCUCCCCUCACUUCCCUUUCUGCUACGCCCUCAAACCAUCAGCGUAUGAAACCAAGGAUGUGAUUCAGUGGACCAAAGAGAAGAGGGAGGAGAUCCGCGAGAGACCUAAGGAGGGGCUGGAUGGAUUGAUUACCAAGGGGCUAAAUGCUGCUGUGGACGUGGCCCAAUGGUAUGUCGACACGCGGGCAGACGUGGAAGAGCGCAUUCAUAAGUUCAACCAGCCGGCGUCCGACCGCCUCCUACCCGACCUCACUCCUCAAGAGGCGCAUGUCUAUACACUGGUGUUGGACUUAGAGGGAACCCUCGUGCACUCCGAGUGGAAGAGGGACCGCGGGUGGCGCACGUUCAAGCGGCCGGGCGCAGAGGCGUUUCUGGAGAGAAUGGCGCAGUUCUUCGAGGUGGUGGUGUUCUCCGACCAGCUCAAUUUGUCCGUCGACCCCAUAUUGGACCGGCUGGACCAGAAGGGGUGCAUUCGCUACCGGCUGUACCGGGACGGGACACUUUACACUGAUGGGAACUACGUGCGGGACCUUACAAAGCUCAAUCGCGAUCCCAACAAGGUCAUUUACAUCAGCUCUCUGCCAGAGUCAGUGCUUCAGAAGGAGAAUCUCGUCCCUCUAUCGGCAUGGAAGGACACGGGAGCAGACACAGCUCUCCUAGACCUGCUGCCAUUCCUCGAAUGUGUAGCACGGCAGCGGCCGGCAGACAUUCGGGUGGUGCUGCAGUCGUAUGAGGGUCAGGACAUUCCCACGGCCUUUAAAGAGCGCUCUAAGCUCAUGCAAAAGCAACUUCAAGAGAGGAAGCAGCAUGGGAUUUUCCGGUUCGCAAGGGGUGGGUCCUGA
Closterium sp. NIES-65 is the source of this 1590-nucleotide messenger RNA. Lineage: Eukaryota; Viridiplantae; Streptophyta; Zygnematophyceae; Desmidiales; Closteriaceae. The record is from the annotation of a GenBank genome assembly.